Molecule: messenger RNA, 689 nt
Organism: Impatiens glandulifera
Lineage: Eukaryota; Viridiplantae; Streptophyta; Magnoliopsida; Ericales; Balsaminaceae
Product: gibberellin-regulated protein 1-like
Exons: 4
Coding region: 163-528 (121 amino acids)
Source: RefSeq, a predicted model, not a curated record
AAGAAGGGCGGCGGUCAGGAAGACAGCUUGCAAAGAUAUAGAUGAGUAUAAUAGUAGGUGUCGCCUGGGCAUGUAGUGCCCUAGCAAGCAAAGGACACGUGUUCCCUAGCCUUAGCUUAUAACCCAACAAACCCUAAUUUGGAUUUCUUGUAGAUGUAAAAAAUGGUAGGAAGAAGAUUAAUAACGGCGUUAUGUUCAUUUGCUAUGGUGAUGCUUUUGGUCUUCUCCCUUGCCCACCAGGUAUCAUCAUCCGAUGAUCAGAAGAAGGUUGAUAAUGGAAAUCAAUAUGCCACCCAGGUCAAUAUUGGUGGAACCAACCGAAAGCUUCUGCCUUUACAGAGUUCAUGUGAAAGUCUCUGCGAGGUUCGAUGCAGUUUGCAUUCAAGACCAAACUUGUGCAAACGAGCUUGUGGAACGUGCUGUUACCGGUGUAAGUGCGUGCCUCCUGGAACCUAUGGGAACAGGGAGAUGUGCGGCAAGUGUUACACCGACAUGAAAACCCAUGGAAACAAGAACAAGUGUCCUUGAUGAAACAAACCCUCAUCAUCUUAUCUCAUCCCAUCCCAUCCUGGAUUCUGCAUCAUCAGUCCAUCCAUCCACUUAUACUCUACUUAAUAAUAAUAAUGUAAUAAAAUCCCCUAGCCAGGACCCUGCCAAUAUCACCAGCAUGCAUACAUAUAUAUUAUCAA